GCUCCCUGCACCCCUCUCCUCCCCUCUCCUCCCCUUCCUUUAUCCUGGUCUUCUCCCCUCUUUUAUCCGAGGGUUUUCUCCCCACAUUCCCACAGCGUCUCAGAUCCGUGGAGCGUCACAUGCCACCAUGAGCGUCCUGCCGUGCAGUUUCCUCGUCCUCUUCCUCCUCUGCCUCCCCGUCCUCACUGAAGCCAAGCGGCAGGCGGGUGAAGGGAAACCCGACAAACCUCGCCAGCCUCCGUCCACGGCCCCGCCGGCCAAGAGACCCAGGAACCGCUCGGUGCCCGGCUCCGGAGAGCUGACCACCAAGGAGGGCCACAGCUGCACCUGGCAGACGUCCGGAGAGGGCCUGGUGAGCCUGCUGGUGAACUGCAGCACGGAAACACUGGGAGACCCGCUGAGGUACUGGUGUCGUUACGCCGGUAAACCGGACCUCUGUCAGGCGUACGGGGUGAAGUCCAGCCAGUACUGGAAGCAGCUGGUGGGGAAGCUGAAGAAGCGGCAGAACGCCUGCGAUGGAGAGAAGGUCCUGAAGGCCAAAACCUGCAAGAAGGCUCCGGCUGAAGCCCACAUGAAGAUCGCCGAGCGAAGUGGAGAGGAGGAAAGGAAAGGAGGCAAGAAGAGAGGCGGACCGGCGGCCACAAAGAGCUCAGAGGGCGGGAAGAGGAGGAAGAAGGAGGAGGAGGAGGAGGAGGAGGAGGAGGACAAGAAGAAGAUGAUGACGGAGGAGGACUGGACUGGGUUUGAUGACGAGGAGGGGGUGGUGAACGACAUGGCGCCUGUGCAGAGCUACUGCAGCGAGGGCUGGCACUCCGUCUGCUCCUUCUUCGUCCGGUUCUUUGACGGUUGACGGGGGAAUCGCAACGCUCUUUGAGGUGCGAGUUCACAAUCUGAAAUCAGCCUUUAGAACGUUUGAUCGUACGGGAAACUCCAGGCAGCUCAUUUGUAAAAUAGACUUUAGUCACUUUGAGCUUAAUUUAGACGUGAAAUCGCACUUUGUUAACGAGAGUAAAUAAUGUUAGUGCAACGAAUGAACUUUGAAUCUACAAGGUUGUAGUCGCAUGACAAUUGAAAACAUGGCAAUCUGAAUCAACGAUUAUCCAAGUGCCCCCAGAUUCACUGAGCCUUUCCUGUGAAUCCACCUGAAAAUCAACCGGUCGGAUUACAUUUGAGUUUGUGUGAUUUUAGCUCUAGCUUUAGUUCUCGUACGGAGUUUGUUGUGCUCUCUAGAAACGCUGAGAUGUAGAGCCCUUGUGAUGUUAGGAAUAGAAACUUCGAUAGUGUUUUGUGAACAAUCAGCCGGCGGUCAUAAUUGUGAUGAAUAGUUAUUUUUGUCAUUAAUCUUUUCUAUAAACUUUUGUAACUGUCAGCUUGUGUUUGUUGCAGGUAAACCAUUUUUUUAUACUUUUAAAGGUGACUUUAACAAUGUUUCUGGACUUCUACAAUAAAAAAUGGUUCAAAUAAACACUUUCACCUCAGAGAA
Eleginops maclovinus (Patagonian blennie) is the source of this 1483-nucleotide messenger RNA. RefSeq names its product fibroblast growth factor binding protein 3 (gene fgfbp3). The transcript has 3 exons. Gene Ontology annotation, molecular function: growth factor binding. The record is from RefSeq and is a predicted model, not a curated record. Gene Ontology annotation, biological process: cell-cell signaling. The coding region runs from base 128 to 850 and encodes 240 amino acids. Lineage: Eukaryota; Metazoa; Chordata; Actinopteri; Perciformes; Eleginopidae.